Molecule: messenger RNA, 1369 nt
Organism: Paramacrobiotus metropolitanus
Lineage: Eukaryota; Metazoa; Tardigrada; Eutardigrada; Parachela; Macrobiotidae
Exons: 2
Coding region: 376-948 (190 amino acids)
Biological process (GO): chitin catabolic process; cell wall macromolecule catabolic process
Molecular function (GO): chitinase activity
Source: RefSeq, a predicted model, not a curated record
GUACUUUGUAUAAUCAGCUGUACAGAUUAUUCUCUACGCUCUACCAAAGCUUUUAACAUAUACUGCGAAUGCACAGACAGCGCUGAAGCCCAUACGCGGUACGCGUACUAGAGUAGCGCCAGACUUUUGCUAACGGAGCCCGAAAUUAAAUGUUGAUGUCAUCAGUUACCGAGCUUGUAUAUAAUUAUCAGACCAUCAUAAUAUAAAAAUCAUCCAGUAAUAACUAUACCCGAAACAACUGCCUUUCUUGCUGCGACAGUUUAUUCCCGUUUGUAUAUAUAGUAUAUAUACGCCGUAUAUAUACCGAUACAUGCGUAUAUAUAAAUCGCCGCGCUGAUUAUUAUUAUUAUUGUUAUUAUUACUAUUAUUAUUAUCAUGGCGGAUCUGCUCACCGCGGAGGAAUUCCAGCGCACACUCUCGGCCAUCCACCGGCCGGCCCAGCCGCAGCAAUUCCCGCUGCUGCAGCAAGCCAUCGAGGACGCGGAGAUCGGGAGUCGCGCGGAGCUGGCGCUGUUCCUGGCGAAUGUCUACCACGACAGCGACGGUCUGCAGCGGCUGGCCGAGAAGGACAACGGGAAGGGGAAGGAGUUUGACGGGGGAUACCGGUACUACGGGCGCGGCUACCUGCAGAUCGCGCAUAUCUACAGCUACCGCGACGCGUCGGAGGCCGUCCUGGGCGAUGAGCUGAUCCUGGAGAAGCGGCCGGAGCGCGUGGAGAAGGAGCCGCAGCUGGCCUGGGAUGUGGCGGCCUGGGUGUGGCGCGAACGGGUGAAGCCGUACGGGACGGCCACCCUGGAGGACACGGUGCGCUCGCUGAACAGCGACGAGCUGGACGGCGAUCGCAGCGCACUGCGGCGCCGGAAACAAUUUCUGCGUGCCAUCAACAAAGUCCUGCAGCCGACGGCGGAUGCGGGCGAGGAGGCGUGUCCGGAUGAGAACGACGAGUAGAAAUUGGCCGUUUCCGGGCGGAAGUGUUCCUGAUCGAUGCCGGCAGUGGAAAUAUUCCCGCAUCCGGCAUUAAAAAAAUUCCAAAUUUUGUUGUUGAAUUUCCCAUAAUUAUUUCGCAUAUCCAUACGCCGGCGCAGAUUUGCACUACAGUUGUGUUUUAUAAUUAAUCAAUAUUUUUACAUAUUCAUUUUGCACUGAUAACGGUAAAUGAUGGUACUGUUGUGCUUUAUUUAAGCUAUAUGUACAGUGCACGCAUAUUUUAGCCGUUUUACUCGUACAUAUACAAAUCACUGGCGUGAAAAAUUUUAAUGGUUUUAUUUAAUGGCUGCGGUAACUGUGCUUUUUUUGGCUUUUUUUUUGGGCGACGUACGUGUCUGUGCGAUGCUUGAUAAGGGAACAAUAAUGUCAGCGGUAAUCUUGA